Messenger RNA from Thelazia callipaeda (thelaziosis nematode), 309 nucleotides. Lineage: Eukaryota; Metazoa; Nematoda; Chromadorea; Rhabditida; Thelaziidae. The record is from the annotation of a GenBank genome assembly.
AUGAACGGUAAUAAUGGAAUGAGUCGUUCAUCGUCUACUGAUAGUAGUGGUUUCCCAGUGAAGGAUGCUGAUGCUAUCAAACUCUUCGUAGGACAGAUUCCACGUAAUUUGGAAGAAAAAGACUUACGACAUUUGUUUGAAACAUUUGGUAAAAUAUAUGAAUUUACCAUUUUGAAAGAUAAAUACACAGGUCUGCACAAAGGCUGCGCAUUUCUGACUUAUUGCCAUCGAGAUAGUGCUAUCAGAUGUCAGGCUGCUUUGCACGAUCAGAAGACGCUUCCAGGAGUUCGUAUAUUUUAUUUGCAUUAA